AUGAGGUGGAACAACAACACCUCUAGCUUUGUCCUUAGGAGGAUGGCACAGCUUGUUAGUGAUGGUAGUAGACCUGACAAAGUCUUCAAGGAUAAAGAUGUUAACCUUGUUGCCAAAGCCCUUAAGGAGUACAGUGGGGAGGCAGUGAGGCCAACUCAGGUGUACAACCACCUGAGGAAGUGGAGGCAGAAGUGGUCUAGGGUAUGUAAGCUCAAGGAUCUGAGUGGGGCACUUUGGGAUAGUGACAACAAUGCUAUCAUGCUUGAGCAGGAGCAGUACUUUGGCCACUGCAAGGACCAUCCUAAAGAUGCAGAGUUUCUAAACUACCCUAUAAGGUUCUACACUGAGAUGGAGUCCAUCUUUGGCCAUGCUAUGGCCAUUGAUAGGUUUGCACUUGCUUCUGGUGAAGCCCUAGGGGGCAACCAAGCUGAGAGUGUUGCUGCUAAGGUAGAGGGUCCUUCCUCUACCCAUGUUCCUGCUGAGAAGACACACACUGAUGUAGGAUGCAGCAGCAAGGCCACAAAGCUCAUCUCCUCAGCUAUGGGUGCAAAGAGGAAGAGACGCACCUUCAGUGAGGAUGAGAUGCUUAUGUUGACCAACAUGUCUGAUGCUGUGAACAAUGUUUCCAAUGAUCUUAGGGAGACUGGACCAGCCCAUGUUGAUGCUGACCUCUACCUUGUUGUGAUGGAGAUGCCUGGUUUUACUGAGGAGGCACUGAUAGUGGUCUACACCUACCUGCUGGACAACAAGGCCCAAGGCAGGGGCUUUGUUGGCAUGAGUGACAGCCAUAGGAACAUUUGGCUCAGGAACUACCUAGCUAAGAACUACUACAUGUAG
This is a messenger RNA of Miscanthus lutarioriparius, 837 nucleotides long. NCBI's taxonomy places the organism in Eukaryota, Viridiplantae, Streptophyta, Magnoliopsida, Poales, Poaceae. The record is from the annotation of a GenBank genome assembly.